AUGAGUUCGAGCCAGCCAGGGACCUGCUCGUGUCGGGGUGCUGCAGGCCGCCCGGCCAUUCUGUACGCACUUCUGAGCCCUAGCCUCAGGGCCAGGCCCUCUGUGCCCCCAGCCCGUAGUCAUUGCCUGUGCAGGCAGCACCGGCCUGUCCGGCUGUGUGCUCCCCAUCGCACCUGCCGGGAAGCCUUGGAUGUUCUGGCCAGAACAGUGGUCUUCCUCAGGAACCUGCCGUCCUUCUGCCAACUGCCCCCCCAGGAUCAGCAGCGGCUGCUGCGGGGCUGCUGGGGCCCCCUCUUCCUGCUGGGGUUGGCCCAAGACACUGUGACUUUCGAGGUGGCUGAGGCACCAGUUCCCAGCAUACUCAAGAAGAUCUUGCUGGAGGAGCCCAGCAGCAGCUCAGGCAGCGGCCAGCUGCCAGAUCGACCCCAGCCCUCGCUGGCUGCGGUACAGUGGCUUCAGUGCUGCCUGGAGUCCUUCUGGAGCCUGCAGCUGGGCCCCAAGGAAUAUGCCUACCUGAAAGAGACCAUCCUCUUCAAUCCUGGUGUGCCGGGCCUCCACGCCUCCUCCCACGUUGGACACCUGCAGCAAAAGGCUCAUCAUGCUCUGUGCAAGGCCCUGGAGACCUGGUGCCCAGCAGGCCAGGGCCGCUUGGCCCGUGUCCUCCUCACAGCCUCCACCCUCAAGUCCAUUCCGCCCAGCCUGCUUGGGGACCUCUUCUUUCGCCCUAUUGUUGGAGACACUGACAUCGCUGGCCUCCUCGAGGACAUGCUUUUGCUGAGCCAACCUGUUCCAGCCCAGGCAGAGAUCAAGUGCUCCCUCUCACCUCAACGAGCGUCAGAUCACAGCCAGUGA
Molecule: messenger RNA, 852 nt
Organism: Puma concolor (puma)
Lineage: Eukaryota; Metazoa; Chordata; Mammalia; Carnivora; Felidae
Gene: NR0B2
Product: nuclear receptor subfamily 0 group B member 2
Biological process (GO): circadian rhythm; negative regulation of transcription by RNA polymerase II
Cellular component (GO): nucleus; cytoplasm
Molecular function (GO): transcription factor binding; transcription corepressor activity
Source: RefSeq, a predicted model, not a curated record